GGGAGGUCUCCGGUGCGCGGCGGAGCGGUGCCAAUAGGCACAGCGCCCGAUCAGCGCGUAACGCAGGCGGCUGCGGGUCCACCAGCAGCGGAAACAACACCACUCGCAUCCAUCAUCAUCAGGAGGGAAGGAGUACAUCCACACACCAGCUCUCUCUCCUGUUUCUGAAGCGGUCCCCUUCUCCGCGCUAUGCCUUCUGCGGUCACCGAGACGGAGGAUUCGGCGCGCAGCUCACCGAUCACGCCGCUGAAGCUGGUCGGGCUGGUGUGCGUCUUCCUCGCGCUCUGCCUGGAUGUGGGUGCCGUGAUGAGCCCCGCGUGGGUGACUGCCGACGACCAGUACUACCUGUCCCUGUGGGAGUCCUGCUGGAAGCCUGCCAGCACCGACAACUGGCAGUGCAGCAGCACGCUGGUCUCAGACUGGCAGGUUGCUACGCUGGCCCUGUUGCUAGGGGGUGGAGCCCUGGUGCUGAUGUCAUUCCUGGUCGCUCUGGUUGCCGUGUGCAUCGGCACGAGACGACGAUUCUACGCACCCGUCGCUUCCAUGCUUUUCGCUGCAGUGGUCCUGCAGGCCUUCAGCUUGGUCCUCUACCCCAUCAAGUUCGUCCAGAGCAUCAACCUGAGAAUCUACCACGAGUUCAACUGGGGCUACGGCCUGGCCUGGGGGGGGACCAUCUUCUCCUUCGGCGGGGGAAUCCUCUACUGCCUGAACCCCAAGAACUACGAGGAGUAUUACUAGCUCCAAAUCAAGCUGAGAACAUAAGAUAUUCAAGGGGGAAAAUGACUCAUCUCCCAUGAACUGUAAAGAGUACUAUAAAACAUUUUUGAGCCGAUAACUGUAUUUCAAUUAACCCUGGGGGCAAUUGAAGGGGUUAAGCUGGUUGUCAAGGAUUUAUUUUCUUGCCUCGGUGAACAGAAGUGAGGCUGCAUAUUGGAACCAGCCCUAAUGUCACCAGAUGUAUCAUGGGGAGGGGUCAUACUACACCUGCAGUAACAAAGGAUAGCAACUAUCAGCCCCACUUAUUGAUUCUGUCGUAGAGGAAACAUGAGUGGCUUUUUCCGCACACAUGCACAUCCAACGGAACGUGUAUCUUCACCUGUCAUCAUCCAAUCCUCCAGGGGUUUUAACACCCCCCCCCNCCAGGGGUUUUAACCCCCCCCCCCCACCCCCUCCUGCCCCAUCAGUGCAUCAUUAGCUUAGCACUUUUUCUUCAUCUGGAGUAAACUUUCACAAGGACACGGAAGAGGAUCUACAGUUAUAACUUUUCAUACGACAGAUUGGUGGAUGAUAAAACAAAGACACCGGCUCAAUAUUCUGUCAUCGACCGUCGUCUGUAACCGAGGCAACCGACACGGAGCCAUCAUGAUUGAUUAGCCUCGGCCGGAGGUGUGAGAUGGGCCUGCGUAAAGCCGCCUCCAAGCGACUGCUGAAAGUUCGAUUCCCAAUGAGGCCUGUUUGUCCACACCGUGACUUUGGGAGCAUCCGUCCGCCUCGGUCCAGCUCCACUGCGUCCGCUACACCACCGGCAGAUCUCCCAGCAGGGGGGGCUUGAGUGCACAUCAAUAGUUUAAGAAAGUGGAAUAAUGUGAUUAUGCCUUGAGCUGAAGAGAAUUCACAAAAACACCUAAUUUCAUAAAUGUAAGUUGCCAGCUUAGAUAGAAAAUGUGGCCUUUAGCUGUUAGUCAAUAUGGUGGCAUUUGAGUUUAGAGCAAAAUCCAAAAUCACUUCCUUUUUAUUACCAACUGCAGUCUGAGCAAACUAUAUGAGUGUGUGGCUCUGAACUCAUUGUUAAAAACACACAUUAUAAUUGUAUUGGUUAUGCUUUCUGCUCCAACAAGCUGCAAUUGUGUGUUACUGUUGAGUCAAAAUGCACUAACCCAACUUAAAAUCACAUUCAUAGAAAACUGAUUACAUUGUUAAUGUAAUUGUUGGAAUGUAAAUAUGGAUGGAGAAGUAAACACUGUACUUCUAUACACAUUUUAUUUCCCAAAGAAGCAGGUGAUAACGCAUAUGUUUAGCUUUCACUGUGCAAAAACCUAUUUCCAUUUCCUGUGGAACCCGUGACCUCCAUUCUUCAUUCAUUCUGUCAUUUAAAAAGCGCACAGGGAGCCGAAUGCAAAAUAAGACUCCUCCAGGUGACAUUUCGGAGAUUCAAGCGGCUUUUGUCUGCGCUCUCCAUUGUGGCAUAUUCUGUCUAGAAACCAUGACCCAAAAAUAGGAUCCAGGCCGCCUCCCCCGCCAGUUUAACAAAUGAAGAGCUGUGCGGCUGUCCAUUUAUUCCAUAUAAAUGCCACAAUGAUGUCGGUUGUCCCUGAUGAGUUCUGCCUGUCACCACAACAGCAUUGCUUCUAAAAGCAGCUCAUUUGAGCAACAACUGAUUUGCCAAAAGGAUGUGUUGAAGCCCCUUACUCUCACUUUAAAAGCCUGUUCAGACUCCCAUAGACCUCAUGCUGUAAAUUCACUGUGUAUAUUCUAGUAUUAAACUGGUGGAUGUCAAAUGAAAGUAUGGGUCUUCUGGGAAGAAAAAACUCCUGCUUGUAAGUGGAUUUUUUUUUUUUAGCACUGAGUAAAACAGAAGCACUUAUUCCUUAAGCUAUAACAGCUUUUCAGCAUGAGACCAGUAUUUCAGCAGUUGAUCAGUAUUGAAUACUGAAUGAUCACAGAUUAGUGACGGUGUUUUUGCUACCUAGAAACGUCUCUGUGCUUUGGUGGAGUAGAGAAGCAUUCGGCAUUAACACUGUAACAGACCUGGGUUAAUAUAUACACUAACACUUUACAUUUACAAUAUCCACAUAUGUGACAGUAAUGGAAGGAAUUCGCAUUUUAAACGUUUAAAUUUCAAACUCACACUGGUUUAACGGAAGAGAAUUGGGGCCACGUGUUAAUUUGUUUUAGAUCGGAACAAAACAAACCAAAAAAUCACUAUUGUUCAGAUCUCAAUGAGAAUGUGGCCCUCUUCCAUGGGUAUAAAACUGAUAUUUGAUGCACUGAAACAGCUAUUGAUUUAGUCUGACGCUACAGCACUUUUAUUCUCACUUUAGACACAGUCAAAGGGAGUUGACCCAGACAGAGUUAAGAUGUACAGUUUUAUUUUGCCAGGUAGUUUAACAUUAUACAUCUGCUGUUAUUAAUACAUCUUUUAUCCAAGAUUCAAAGUGACAAUUCUACAGCACUUACAUAAAACAAAGAUACCCUAACUUCUCAAAGCUGCAUGUUUUGAGUCUCUGAUUCUAAAUGACAAAGCAAAUAUGUUCGCACCAGUUUCAAAAAUGACCUACAUGCUUUGAUUUAUAAUGAAGCACUUCCAUGUGGUUCAGGGUGAAAAUAAUAUCCAGGCUGGUAUGUUCAUGUGGAACAAACACAGAACUAGCCUUUAAUAUGUUCUACCCAUUAUUAGAUUGUAUGUUUUAGCCCAGGUCUGACUUGUAGUUAUUAGCAUUUGUUUGGUUAUUCAUUUACUGAUGAAAAGUACACGCUCAUCUCCCAGUAUAAUGGAGAAAAACACUGUCUAAUGAUGUGCAUAGGGAUUUAGGAAGUGUGUGUGAAUGACAGAAAGAGUGUGUGUGUGCAUGUGUGUUGGCAUGUUUUAGAUGCCAUUGUAGCGAUGUGAUGUCAGUAAUCAGCAUUUAUCUCUUUGUACGUUGGCACAUUAAAGCACUAACCAGAAUG
Molecule: messenger RNA, 3669 nt
Organism: Notothenia coriiceps (black rockcod)
Lineage: Eukaryota; Metazoa; Chordata; Actinopteri; Perciformes; Nototheniidae
Product: transmembrane protein 47-like
Exons: 3
Coding region: 190-738 (182 amino acids)
Biological process (GO): cell-cell adhesion
Cellular component (GO): membrane; cell-cell junction
Source: RefSeq, a predicted model, not a curated record